AUGGGUUUCACCUUCACCACCAUGACCCUGAACUUGCUCCUCCUCAUUGCCAUGGUGGCCACCAACAUCCUCUCCCUCUACCACCUUUCCUCCACCCUCCAAUCUCCCAAAUCCCCCAAACCACCCCCACCUGUCCCCGACCAACUCCUCCACCAGCUCCACACCAUACGCGCCACCAUCAACCACCUCACGCGCCUUCAGAACACUAACCCAACUAAAAAAUCAACCAUCCCCUCAGAUCUACUUCUCUACUCACACCUCUCCCCAAUUGCCUCGUCAUGCCACAACCACCCUGAACUCCUCCAUAAAUACAUGACCUACACCCCAUUUUCUCUCUGCCCCUCCGAUUCCGACCUCGCCGAAUCCCUUAUCCUCCGCGGCUGCCACCCCCUCCCCCGCCGCCGCUGCUUCUCCCAAACUCCGCAGAAACCCAUUCCCCCAAAUUCCCUCCCGCAACACCCCUUCUCCUCCUCCCUCCCCGACAACGCCGUCGUUUGGGACCACUACACCUGCAAAUCCUUCGAUUGCCUCAACAGGCAAAACCCUAACCUCGGCUUCGAACCCUCACGCGACGUUUCCAAGUUCAAUUCUUACAAGAGCGACUUGGAUCUCCCGAUUCAGCAGCUGUUCCAGAUCGCAAAGGCGGCGAAGUCGGUGCUCCGGCUCGGCCUCGACGUCGGCGGCGGCACUGGAUCUUUUGCGGCUGCGAUGAAGCUCCGCAACGUGACGGUGGUGACAACGACGAUGAACGUUGCGGCGCCUAACAGUGAGGCCGUGGCGCUGCGGGGGUUGGUGCCGCUUCACGUGCCGCUGCAACAGCGGCUGCCGCUGUUCGACGGAGUGGUGGAUCUGGUGCGUUGUGGGCGCGCCGUGAACCGUUGGAUCCCGGUGACGGUGAUGGAGUUUCUGUUGUUUGAUGCUGAUAGGGUGCUGAGGGGUGGAGGGUACCUUUGGUUGGACCACUUUUUCAGCAAAGGGGUGGACCUUGAAAAGGUGUAUGCGCCAUUGAUUGGGAAAUUGGGGUACAAGAAGGUGAAGUGGGCGACGGGGAAUAAGACCGAUGCAAGUGGCGUCAAGAAUGGUGAAGUGUUCUUGACUGCAUUACUGCAGAAGCCUGUGUCUAGAUGA
Messenger RNA from Sphenostylis stenocarpa, 1128 nucleotides. The record is from the annotation of a GenBank genome assembly. NCBI's taxonomy places the organism in Eukaryota, Viridiplantae, Streptophyta, Magnoliopsida, Fabales, Fabaceae.